This is a messenger RNA of Linum trigynum, 9964 nucleotides long. Lineage: Eukaryota; Viridiplantae; Streptophyta; Magnoliopsida; Malpighiales; Linaceae. The record is from the annotation of a GenBank genome assembly.
UGCUAUCAAUUUCUAAGAGAGACACACGUUGGCCCAGGAGCUGUAGGCAUCCAAGGAGUCCAGAAGCUGUAGGUCACAUAUUUGAGGGUCACUCACAAGUGUCUAGGAGUCUCUGGCGGACAGGGGUAACGGAGAAUAGAUAUUUCAGAGCAGAAAUUUAUUCAGUUUAUUUUUUUGGAAGACCAUAUUCUCCGGUCAGUUCAUACCAUUCUCCGAAGAUCCAAUCUACAGCGACGAAGGUUAUAUUUUUUUCUCGUUGAAUGAAAAAGGCUAUAAUCGUUCCUUAAUUACAAAUUAUUUAUUUAACCUGUUUAUUACCAAUUUGUUUUUGUUGCAGAUGGAUAAAAGUUGGAUGAACAAGCCAAGAAGUACGGAGGAAUAUAUAGAUGGGUUAAACAAAUUUUUGGAUUUCGCUUAUGCUUCUCCAUGUUGUCGCGAUGCACAAAUUUUAUGUCCAUGCAAGAGAUGUUGCAAUCGGUUAUGGUUGUCUCGUCCCGAUGUGUACAAUCACUUGGUAUGCUUCAGAUUCUUUCCCAAUUACACAAAUUGGGUUUUACAUGGAGAAAGUUCUUUCCAUGCGUCGCCCGCUAUGGGCACAACAAAUCAAGAUUAUGUGGAUACAACAACAAAUUAUGAGGAUUCUGACAAUGACAUCGAUGACAUGCUUGGUGAUAUGGAGAACGACAUUCAGUCCGGAAUAGAAGCAGAUGAAACAAACACGGAGGUUCGUAAAAUUUGAGGUUGGUAGAAGCACAUCAAACUCCACUAUUUCCUUGUUGUACUAGUCAUACCAAGCUUUCCUUCAUCGUCAGAUUAUUUCACGUGAAGUGUGUUGGGAAAUGGUCCAUCAAAUCGCUUGAUAUGUUGUUAGAGUUAUUGCGAGAAGUACUUCCUGCAGGAGAAACUUUACCCAAAUCUCACUAUGAAUUGAAGAAAGUUAUGUCAGAAUUGGGGCUGAGUCAGAAAACUUAUGACGCUUAUCAGAAUGACUGCAUGUUAUUUUGGAAAGAGCAUAUCAAUGCGUCCAAGUGUGUGAUAUGUAAAGCUGAUAGGUGGCAAAAUACAUCGAGUGAUCCAACUACUUCAUCGGAAUCCAAGUCUACCAAAAUCCCUUUCAAGAAGCUUCGCUACUUUCCAAUAGGGCCAAGACUUCAAAGGUUGUUCAUUACGCCAGACACAGCAAAUUUGAUGCGUUGGCAUGCUGAAAGUCGUGUAAAAGACGACAACUUGAGGCACCCAGCAGAUUCUCCAGCAUGGAAAUUUUUUGACUUUCAUCAUCCAAAUUUUGCUUCCGAUCCUCGCAACAUUCGAUUGGGUUUAGCGGCUGAUGGUUUCAACCCUUUCAGAUUAAUGAGUAUUUCACACAACACAUGGCCAGUUGUUAUGAUGGCAUAUAAUUUGCCUCCUUGGUUAAACAUGAAGGAGCCAUACAUGUUUUUAACCCUGCUGAUUCCUGGUCCAAAGUUUCCUGGAAAUGACAUCGAUGUGUAUUUGCAGCCGAUGAUUGAGGAUUUACAAGGUUUAUGGAAUGAUGGUGUAGAAACUUAUGACGCAUCUUCUAAGCAAACUUUUAAAAUGAGGACAGCACUUAUGUGGACAAUAAGUGACUUCCCAGGCUAUGCAAUGUUAUCAGGAUGGGGCACUAAAGGUUCGCUAGCAUGUCCUUCUUGUCAUAAGUAUACACAUUCCCAGUGGUUGUACCAUGGUCACAAAUAUUGCUACUUGGGCCAUCGCAGAUUUUUUCCUUCUAACCAUGUACUCAGACACCAUAAAAUAUCCUUUGACAAUCAACAAGAGUUCAGACCUGCUCCUAAACCACUGUCUGGGUCUGAGGUGUUAAAUGAGUUACAGGGUAAACAGAUCACGUUUGGCAAAGAAUGCCAUAAUGAGACUCUACCUCAUGGCUAGAAGAAAAGAAGUAUAUUCUUUGAGUUGCCAUAUUGGGAGAGUAACCUACUAAGGCACAAUCUUGAUGUGAUGCAUAUUGAGAAGAAUGUAUGUGAUAGCAUUCUCUUUACAUUAUUGAAUGUUGCUGGGAGGUCAAAAGUUGGUGUCAAAGCUCGCCAGGAUAUGCAAUUGCUAAGGAUAAGGGAGGGACUACAUCCACAGAGGCAUCCUUCUGGUAAGUUUUUCAUUCGUGAUGCAUCUUUUACGCUCACUUCUAGAAAGAAGCAAACUUUGUGUGGGGUACUGAAGAGUGUCAAAGUCCCCGAUGGCUAUGCUGCUAAUAUAGCUAAUUGUGUGAACAUGCAAAAUCGUAAAAUCUCGGGUUUGAAAAGUCAUGAUAGUCAUGUUAUAAUGCAACAACUUCUUCCUUUGGCAAUAAGAAGAGUUUUGCCUAAAGCGGUGAGCAAGCCAAUAAUCCAACUAUGCUCCUACUUCAAGGAAUUAUGUUCAAAGGUGGGUCGUGUAGGGAACUUGACUCGCUUAGAGGCACAAAUUGCUUUAACUCUAUGUCAGUUGGAAAGAAUCUUUCCCCCAGCAUUUUUCGAUAUUAUGAUCCACUUGACUGUCCAUUUGGUGUCUGAGGCCAAGUUAGGUGGUUCGGUACAAGCAAGAUGGAUGUAUCCAGUUGAGAGGUAUGUUGUUAUAGUAUGGUAUAUAUUUUAAUUCACCAGUAUAUUUUUGCUUGCUCUAUUAUGUAUAUAAUGCAUGAUAUAAGUUCGUUAAAUAACUAGCCUUUGAUUGAUGUAGGUUUUUGUCUACAUGAAAAUUGUAACACCCCAUUUUCGGGUUAGGUUGUCACAUUUUGGUAUCAAAGCCAGUCUUCCUCUGUUCCUUGGUCUCCAAGGAAUACUGGAAUAUUGGUCUCAGUUUUAAAGGUUUUUGUUUUUAAAGGAAAGGAAAAACGAGUCAAGUGUCUUCUUUUAAGAGUCUAUAGAAUCUCCAGUCUACUCUAAUCGUAUUAAGGUAAAUAACUAAAGUUCCAAUAGAAGAGGUUCCAAUCGUAAGGGAAUACCUCUAGGAUUUUGGAGGAGUUGAAGGAGUAGUACGAGGAUUCUACUACUAGGCAGCAAGGAGAGGAUCUAAUAAGCAAAAGCAAACAAAUAGGAGAACUAUGAAUAUCUGAAGAAAGAGCUACAGUUACUAGAUGUCAGUAGCUAUAAUGAUGGGAGGAUUUCAGGGUCCUUGAACCUAAGCAGUGGCGAGGAAGCAACGAGCCAAGAAACGAAGAGGUACCACGAGAAGUCCCUCAACUAGUUUUAGUGGUCAACGCUAUUACAACAUAGUGACAAGGAGCAGCGAAAAGCUUAGACUUCAAGAGAAGCUAGGGUAGUGUAAAUGAAGUAAAUGAGGAAGUAAGUAGGUUAGAGGGGGUCUGAAAGGACGUCAAGAAGUCAAUAGAUUAAGGAGGAGGGGAGGCAUGGUCAUUUACAUAUGACGAUGAAGGAACCCUAGUAGAUAAACUACGUCAUCUAGAAGAGGGUACAUGACCCUGAGGAAUUAGACCGGUAUCAAGCUUUUGAAAGGAACAAGACAAGAGUCAACAUGACCCUGGGAAGUUGGGACGAUGAAAACCCUUUAGAAGGAACAAGACAAGGUAUGAGAAGGGGUUGAGAGCCCCUGCAAAUUACCAUGAUCAAGGAGAAUCAGAAAAUCGUGAGAUUUCAAGGAAUCCAUUGGGAAAGUCUAAAGUGGGAACUAGAGGGCCAAGAGCGGGAGUCUCAGAACCAGCCGUAGGAGUAAAUCAUUCAAUCAACCGGGUAUAGACAAACAAGUACAACGUUCAUUAGAAGUUCUAAUGAAAGUUGGAGAAUUCGAGGAAGAGUCCAAACGGUCGUAAUGAAGAGAGUUUGCGAACAAUACCAAGGAAGAGCAAAAAGGGCCAGAGGGAGUUUGACGAGAUUUCAAGGAGUCCAUGGGUCAAGUCUCAGGUGACUCGAGGUCAAGAAGCUGCACAAAGAGGUACGAUGAGGGAAAGCAUUACCGAGAAGGAGGAAAAAGAGAAGUUACCUUAUCCAAGGUGCCACACUCUGAGUGGGCGCGGCAUAGUAGGAGGGCUCCAGAGGAGACAACUAGUUAAGGAUGAAACAUGCACGCUUAGUUAAGCCACUAAGAAUCCUAACUAAGAGACUAAGUUUAUGUACAAGAACGAUCAACAAAAGAGACAUGGAAUGAGUUAUGUUAAAGGUUACCAAGGGCAAGCCACCAUUGGAAGUUGUGACCUAAAGCAACAACGAGAAGAUACUCAACAGAGGUUGGUAACCAAAUAUAGUACAAGCAACAAAAGUAGAGUUGUAGUUUUGUGGUAGUAAAAGUAAAGAAGCAAGAAGAACACCAUGGGAAGUUAUAGGGAAAAAGGGGUUGGCAGCAACCUGGAGAUGUAUGCGUCAAGGAAGAUAGUUAAGACAGGCAGAAGCAGGAGUACAACAGACAACAAGAAAGCAUUAGGUUGACCACCAAGAAGAGAACAACCGAUCCAUAGGAAGUCCAUCGAGAUAUUUCAGUCAAUUUUUAAGGUGGAACUAUGGAUCUCUCCCGUGCUUUGUCGAUGUGGGAUUCGCCUAAGGGAGAAUGGAUAUUACGAGAACAUCAAAUUAAAGAAGCUAUAAGGAAGUGCCAAGUUAGGCGCCAGAAGUGAGCAAGUAAGCCAGAGGGAAUAUCAUGACUCUUGAAAUGAUUCAUAAAGUUGAUCGCAAGCUAGAGAAAGAUACAGAGGAUGCCUCUACUGCAUACAGACAGUAAAAGCAGUAGUAUGAGGUUUCUGUGUUUAGCAAGAAGUAACGAGGAGAUGACCAUUCCGUUUAUGGUUAAAGGAUAAGACGAGCUGGACAUCAAGGAAGAAAGUAAGAGAUGCCAAGUUAGGAGGUACAAGGACCUAGGUGACCUAUGAGGUCAACUACGGACGAGAUUUACGGUAAAAGAGUUUUACCAUUUGAGUGGAUAGAGGAUAAGCCACCAUAUGUAACAUUGGGGUUCGAGGGAAGCAUUAAUGUCUCGUAUACCGAAUAAUGGAGAUAUUUAUUGUUUCGACAUAUGAACAAGGUGCAGCCGAGGUAAUGCGAGGGGUUAAGAAGCCACAACAACAUCGAAGUUGCACGAAAUGGAGAGAAGGAUUUUAGGUCAUGUCGUACAAGUUAAGGAAAUAAAAAAAAAUAAAAAAGUCCGCGAAGUGAAAAGGAUUACCACAAGCGAUGCUUAGGGUAAGUACAGUGGAAAAAAUUCCGAGGGAAAAAUUUCUAUAAGUUGGGAGGAAAUGUGAUACCUCGACUUCGAUAGGUUUAACAACAAGUACUGAAUGAGCUGGACAAAUAAAUCGACUCGAAGUGUUGUCCCGUCACCCCUUAUGCCCAAGUGGGGAAUUAAAAAGGAUAAGUAGCCACCCAAAACUGGCCGAUGCUAACGAGCUUGGUGAGAAUCCCUUCUGUGGUCAAGAGGAAAUAUAAGAAGCGAGGUAAACUAUACGGGACAAGCAACGGACAUCGGACAAGCAGCGGACAUCAUCUAAGUACAUUUAGCUAGAGUAAAUUCUUGAGGCAAGGAAGUACAAAGAUGGUGUAGAAUGAGCAAUGGGUUUCAAGCAAAUUUCAGGGACGAAAUUUUUAUAAGGGUGGAGGAAAUGUAACACCCCAUUUUUGGGUUAGGGUGUCACAAAAAUCAUGUGUUGGUAACAAAGCACAACCAGAAGGUUCAAUUGCUAAAGGAUACCUUGCUAAAGAGUGUUGGGACUUUUGUUCGAGAUAUUUACAAGGAGUGGAGACACAAUUCAAUCGCCCAUCUAGAAAUGAAGGCAACCUUCAGCGUGGAGUCGAUUCUACAACCAAUGUAGUAUCCAAGAUAUUCCCAAAUGUCGGGCGUCCAUUGAAGAAAGGGCGUCUCCAAACUCUAGAUAGAGACAUGUUGGAAAAGGCACAUCAGUACGUCCUCACUAAUUGCACGGAAGUAGCCCAUCUUACUGAGUAAGUGAGGGAUGAUUAUCAUUAAUAUAAGUAUUAAUUAAGUUAUUAAAGGAUUGUCUGAUCGUGUGCUGAAUUUUUGCAGGAUGCAUCAUUCCUUGCUAAAAAGUCAAAAUCCACGUGCUACACCUCAUACCAUUCAAAGGCUUCACAAUUCAAGAUUUCAAUCAUGGUUUAAGGAGCAAGUAAGUUUAUUUUCUUUGCAUAGUUAUAGUUACUAUUUGGGACUUUUUUUUAACAUCAACUAAGCAUGGUAAAAACACACGAUGUAUGUUACUGGUUGAAUCUAGAUCCAUAGAUAUUCCUGUAGCCGAUUUAGAAGAUUUUGAACAGUUGGCCCAAAAACCUAGCAAAGUGGUGCGGUUUUCCAAGGGAUACAUUGUUAAUGGGUUUCGAUUUCACACAAAAAAGCUGGAGCAAAAGAGGAAAACACAAAAUAGCGGGGUGAUGGUAACAACAAGCACUCAGAGUUUUGCUAGUGCUCGAGAUAGAAAUCCAAUUUAUGGUGAGAUGAGUUAGUAUGGUGUCAUUCAGGAGAUAAUCGAAUUGGAUUACUCAUAUGGUAAGAAAGUUGUGGUAUUCAAGUGUGACUGGGUGUCAAAUGGCAGAGGCUUGAAGCAAGAUGAAUUGGGAUUCACUCUGGUGAAUUUUAACCGGCAAAUGGAUGACAAAGAACCAUUUAUUAUGGCUUCACAGGCUCAACAAGUGUUUUAUGUUGAUGAUCCCAUUGAGAAAAUUGGAAAGUGGUUGUCAAAACUACACCAAGAGAUUUAUGCGACAUGAGUAUAGAAGGAGACGAGGAAGAUGUUGAUACUUAUUUACAAAGUGAGGCUGUAAGUGGAGAAUUUUCGGAAGACAUUCCAAAGGAUGGAGAUGCUGAUUGGAUUAGUGCAAGCGGCGAGGGAUCUCUUAUAGAUGCUCCGCCUGAAUCAUCUGCUGGAAUCGGAAGAAGGGUAGGUUUUGAAGCACCACAAGUGGAAGAUGAUGGUGAAGUCGGGGAUGAUAAUAUGGAUGUUGAGUACUAGCUCUAUUUGGAGAAGGGUUAAAAAAGAUAAGUGGAUGUGAUUACAUGUUUAAAAAGGCUAUCCAAAACAAAUAGUUUUAACGUACUAAAUUCCCAGCAGGUUAAAAAAUAAAUAUUCAAAGCAAUAUAAUGAUUCAUUUUGUAAAUAAAGAAAUGAUUCUUUUUCAGCUGCUGUAUGUAUUGGAAGUUGGAUCUCACGAAAGAAAAAAAAAGAUUAAAGAAAUCAAAAGGAAAACCUCACCUCCUUUUUCCUUCCGCCUUCUUUGCCUCCAACUCCUCUCCAACUCGGCAAGCCACGAAAACCUCCCAAAAAUGAAUUGCGUGAAGAAUCUGUCCCGCCAAAACCCAAGUUCAGAAUCAAAAAGAAGGCAGGAUAGUCAUCGGGGAUGCUGAGCGGGUGGGUAAAUUGAAAAUUUUAAACCUAAUUGCAUAUCACGCCCGAAUCAUCCAUCCUCCUCUUUAUCUCCGCCUUCAUCCUCCCCGACGCUGUCAAGUCCGUCUUGUUCCCCUAAGGUCCCUGCGCCACAACUCACAAAAUCCCUGGUCAGUUUUCGUAUUUAUUUACACUAAGCUCUUUAGCGAACUCCCCUACCCCUGCCCUCCUUAGUCCACUGCCAUCCUUCUCGAAAUGGAAAGAGGUUGGGUGAGAUGUGUUUUUGGGUGGGUUUUGCAUGAUUAUUAACGGAUUGCUUAUUUGAGAUUACAGUUUAGGCUAAGUGAUUACCCUAUAUAAUAUUUUAAUUGUUGAAUUUUGCUUUGUGGAAUUGCCCCUGUUCUUUCGGCUUCUAGUGUACAUAUAUACUUUCGUAUUGUUGAUGUAGGGAGUUUCUGUGGGUUUUGAUGAUGUAGGGAGUUUAUGUCUGUGCAUUGUUGACUAGGCGAACUGGAACAAUUUUGACUCCUUUGGCUUUUUGAUGAUGUAGUCGUUAUAUAUUGUUGACUAGGCAUACGUGUUUAAUUUUUUGAACAUCCGAGUGCCAUUUGCAGGUGGAUAGAAAAGGAAAAAUAGAACAUUCAUUUAUUACGUUGUGAAGAUGAAUCGAAUGUUGAUGCCUCAACGAACGAUUGAGAAGAAAAAAAGGAAGAUGACCAACUAUGUGCAAGGAUAUUUGGGGCCUACCUCUAGGUCAAAAGAUUUUCGUGGCCAUGAAUGAUGAUGGACAACCAGUGGGUGAAGGUCAAAAUAAGCUAGCUAACUUCUUGGGUGUUAUAGCUAGAAAUGGUGCAUAUGUUCCUAUCCAAUAUGAUGACUAGAGGAAAGUUCCGGAUUCUUAUAAGAUAAAAAUCUGGAAGUUGAUACAGGUAGAACAUAUAUAUAUAUAUAUAUAUAUAUAUAUAUAUAUAUAUAUAUAUAUAUAUAUAUAUAUAUAUAUCUGUAACCUAUAUGUACACUACAAGCCGAGAGUUCAGCAUGAAUUGAUCUUCAUUUAUUACAACCAGGAAAAGUUCAGCAUUGAUCCUCCAGUUGAACCAUGGGUGAUGACAUCAUUUAGCAAGAAAUGGAAGGAUUUCAAGUCAGAGUUGAAAGGGAACUAGCUGGUGAAUGGUACAAAAGAUAAUAGAGUAUCUCCGGCUGACUGGGAAUGGCUGCUGAACUUUUGGAAAAGUGACAAGGCUAUGGUAUAGUUUUUGUUCAUUUGGUCAUAUCAUCUCUGGUUUGUUUUAACUAGCCUUUUUCUUUUUAAUUACGAAAGGUUUUAGGUAUUUUUAUGUUUAUUUAUAGCAUACCUGCAUGUAGUACAAGACCUUCUUACUAUAUUGAACUUGUUUUCAUCAUUACAACAUAGAGAAAAAGUAGCAAAAGAUAACCGAAGCAAGAUGACAUCGACACACACAUUGGGAUCAUCUAGUUAUGCUAACAAGAAGGAAGAAAUGAAAGAAUCCAUACCAGAUAAGUCAGAGCCAACUGAGGCUGAGCUUUAUGUUGCUGCCCAUAUACAUAGUGAUGGGACUCCAUUGACUCCAAAAGUUACAGAUGUCAUUGAGAAAAUUGCUGAUGGUACGGGAGGAGAGGACCCUCUUACACUUGUCUUAGGGGAAAAUAAGUGUCAGUAUCGGCCUAGGACAUUUGGAUUAGCACCAGCUUGGGGUGUGAGAAACUCUCGCAAGUCAAUCAUAAAGACGACAUUGGAGGUCCAAAGAAAUGCAGAUGAAAAAGUGGUGAAGGUACAAGAAGAUAUGAAACUAAUGGAAGCUAGAUAUCAAGAUGAAAUGAAUCUGAUGAAAGCAGAACAAGCCAGAACUUUCACUAUUCUUGGGAAGAUGAAUCCAAAUGCACUGUUGGAUUCAACAAAUGAUCGAAUACUUCACCUCCUGUUGCUGGAGAUGAACCGAGUCUGGAUCACACAAGACAUGUGGAUGAUGAAUGCAUUCAAUAUGAUGACUCAUCUACCCAGGAUAGUUGUCUUCAUUCAAAGUACCGCACAAAAUUCCAUUUUCCAUUAAGAAUGAUAUCUACGGCUUUGAUUCUGUUGUAGGAUGAAUACAAUUUAGGCACUGGUCCAUUCCUCCCAAUGUUACAAUCUCCACCUAGAAGAGUCGAGACUACACCAAGAAAUGUAAGCACGUAUAUACAAGAACCUGUUUUUCUCUUUGUAGACUUAGCUUCCCAUUGGCCAACAAUUUUUCUAAGUCGGAUUGGGAUGCUUUCUGUUAGUAAUCUUACUCUUUUAGUGAAAAGGAGUUCUCUCUUCGGUGACUUCGCUACGAAUAAGUGCCAUUACUUCUCACUUUUGUCUUGCCUUCCGCUUUCUCUGCUUCUUCCUUUUGCAAAUAUGGUCUGCUCUUGUUUUACUGUCUUAUUAUAGUGUUGUCUGUCUACACAUUUCUUUGCGUGGCCUCUGUUUGUCUAUGCAACUCUGCUUCUUCCUGAAGUUCACUCUUCUGUUUCUUUGCAUGGUCUAUGCUCUUGUUUUGCCAUCUUAAUAGGCUUUGCUGUCUUAUUAUGGAGUUCUCUCUUCUGUUUCUUUGCGUGAUAUAUGCUCUUGUUUUGAGUUAUUAAAUAAAUGGGUUGUUUUGUCAGUCUCAGGUCCUACCAAAUGUA